This is a messenger RNA of Bufo bufo (common toad), 2023 nucleotides long. RefSeq names its product tigger transposable element-derived protein 1-like. Gene Ontology annotation, molecular function: DNA binding. Bases 41 to 2023 code for a protein of 660 amino acids. Gene Ontology annotation, cellular component: nucleus. The record is from RefSeq and is a predicted model, not a curated record. The transcript has 3 exons. Lineage: Eukaryota; Metazoa; Chordata; Amphibia; Anura; Bufonidae.
GAAGAGACACAGAAAGAAGUACUUUCACUGGACACCCAAUAUGGCUCCCAAGAAGCAUAGUGGAAAGAAGAAAGUGCGGAGCAGCAAUGAAGGUGACAAGAACAGCAAUGCAGGUGACAAUGUGCAAAGUGGAAAUGCAAGUGACAAUGUGCAAAGUGGAAAUGCAAGUGACAAUGUGCAAAGUGGAAAUGCAGGUGACAAGAAUGUGCAGCGCAAGCAUGGUGGCAAAAAGAAAGUGCAGAGCAGCAAUGAAGGUGACAAGAACAGCAAUGCAAGUGACAAUGUGCAAAGUGGAAAUGCAAGUGACAAUGUGCAAAGUGGAAAUGCAGGUGACAAGAAUGUGCAGCGCAAGCAUGGUGGCAAAAAGAAAGUGCAGAGCAGUAGUAAAGGUGACAGCAAGGUUGUGAAGAAAAUAACCAUUGAGCUGAAGAAGGAAAUUAUAGAAAAGCAUGACCGUGGUAUUCGUGUGACUGAUCUGGCCUCGGAGUACAAGAUGGCAAAGUCAACAAUCUCAACUAUUCUGAAAAACAAAGCCGCCAUCAAAGGAGCUGAUGUUGCAAAAGGAGUAACAAUGUUAACCAAGCAGAGGACGCAAGUGCUGGAAGAGGUGGAAAAACUUUUGUUGGUGUGGUUGAAUGAGAAACAGCAGGCAGGUGAUAGCGUUAGUGAAGCUAUGAUCUGUGAGAAAGCCAGGAAAUUGCACAGUGAUUUACUGCAAAGAAGCCCCUCUACAAGUGCAGCAAGUGACGAAUUUAAAGCCAGUAGGGGGUGGUUUGAAAAAUUCCGCAGGAGAAGUGGCAUCCACAGUGUGAUUAGACAUGGUGAGGCUUCCAGUUCUGACAAGGCCGCAGCAGAAGCCUACAAGUUAGACUUUGCGGAAUUCAUGAAGACAGAAGGAUACGUCCCUCAACAAGUUUUCAACUGUGAUGAAACAGGGCUCUUCUGGAAAAAAAUGCCGAACAGAACCUAUAUCACGCAGGAGGAAAAGGCACUACCAGGGCACAAGCCCAUGAAGGACAGAUUAACCCUUUUGCUGUGUGCCAACGCAAGCGCCAAUCUGAAAAUUAAACCACUACUGGUGUACCAUUCUCAGACCCCUCGUGCAUUUAGGCAACAAAAUGUGAACAAGGCCAGACUGCCCGUCAUGUGGAGAGCCAAUGCCAAAGCUUGGGUCACAAGGCAAUUGUUUAUGGAAUGGCUGCACGAGGUGUUUGCACCCACCGUCAGAAAAUAUCUUUCUGAUAACCAGCUGCCUGAAAGGUGCCUUCUUCUGAUGGACAAUGCCCCGGCACACCCUCCAGCCUUGGUGGAUGAUAUGGAUGCUGAGUAUGACUUCAUCAAGGUAAAGUUCCUCCCCCCCAACACAACACCACUUCUGCAGCCCAUGGACCAGCAAGUCAUCUGCAACUUCAAGAAGCUGUACACAAAGGCGCUCUUCACUAGGUGUUUUAAUGUCACUGAAGAGACGUCCUUGACUUUGAAAGACUUCUGGAAGAAACAUUUCAAUGUUGUCCACUGCAUUAACCUCAUUGACAAAGCCUGGGAAGAGGUAGUGGAGGAAAUUGUGUCCAUGGGCAAGAGUAUGGGUCUGGACGUUGAUGGUGCUGAUGUGGAAGAGCUUGUUAAGGAACAUAGGGAGGAGCUGACCACGGAAGAACUUUCUGAACUCCACAGUGAGCAGCAGAAGGCACUUCUUGAGGAGCAUUCCACUGAGGAAGAGGAAGAAAGGGAGGAGGUUAGCAGUGAUGCCAUAAAAUCCAUUAUGCAAAAAUGGAAUGAGUGCCAUGAUUUUUUUGAAAAGCACCACCCCAACAUAACUGUCGUGAACAGAGUGCUAAAUCUCAUGAAUGAUAAUGUGGUCUCUCAUUUCCGGAGGGUUAUGCAGCACAGGAAGAGACAAGUGACAUUGGACAGAUUUUUCAGAAAAACUGAGCCUGCAGCUAGGAGACAAAGGAGAGAGGAAACCCCUGAAGGAGAUCCCCCUGAUGUCCUUAUGGAGGGGGACUCUCCCUCCAAACAAUAA